AUGGCGCCUCUUACACUCCGGGCUCUCUCGCUGCUCGCGCUCACCGGAGCCGCAGCGGCGGUGUCCCUGUCGGUUGCCAACUCUGGCGGCAAUGACACGUCUCCGUAUAUGUAUGGCAUCAUGUUUGAGGAUAUCAACCAGAGUGGCGACGGUGGAUUGUACGCCGAGCUAAUUCGGAACCGCGCGUUCCAGAACGGCACGCUCCAGUCCUGGAGCGCCGUGGGCGACAGCACGCUCGAGUUGGUGACCUCUGCGCCGCUAUCAGAGGCCCUGCCUCGCUCCGUCAAGGUGGCGAGCGGAAAGGGCAAGGCGGGCCUGAAGAACGCCGGCUACUGGGGCAUGGACGUCAAGAAGACCGACAAAUAUAGCGGCAGCUUCUACUCGUACGGUGCCUAUGACGGAAAGUUCACCCUUUCUCUGGUGUCGGAUAUUACCAAUGAAACCCUGGCAACCACCAAGAUCAAGUCUAAGUCGGUGGAAGACGCCUGGACGCAGCAUGAGUUCGAGCUUCUCCCGACCAAGAGCGCGGCGAACAGCAACAACAGCUUCGUGUUGGAGUUCCGCCCCUGCCACCAGACUGAACUCCAGUUCAACCUGAUUAGCUUGUUUCCGCCGACGUAUAAAGACAGACCCAACGGCAUGCGCCGAGAGCUCAUGGAGAAGCUCGUGGAUCUUAACCCCAGCUUCCUCCGGAUUCCGGGGGGCAACAACCUCGAGGGGAACUUUGCAGGCAACUACUGGAACUGGUCCAGGACCCUUGGCCCGCUAACCGACCGGCCCGGCCGUGUUGGAGUGUGGACGUACCCGAACACAGACGGCCUCGGGCUGGUCGAGUACAUGCACUGGGCCGAGGACCUCGACGUGGAGGUUGUGCUGGCGGUCGCCGCGGGCCUGUACCUGAACGGCGAGGUCGUGCCGGAGGAGGAGCUGGGGGUCUUCGUGGAGGAUGCGCUGAACCAGCUCGAGUUCCUCAUGGGCGACGUCUCAACCCCCUGGGGCGCCCGGCGCGCGGAGCUCGGCUACCCCAAGCCGUGGAACAUCAAGUACGUCGAGGUCGGCAAUGAGGACAACCUGUGGGGCGGCCUGGACUCGUACAAGAGCUACCGGUUGAAGAUGUUUUACGACGCCAUCAAGGCGAAGUACCCCGGCAUCUUCAUCUUCUCUUCCACCGAGCAGUUCGUGUACAAGGACUCGGGCCAAGACUACCACAAGUACACCCGCGCGGACUAUUUGAUGUCCCAGUUCGACCUGUUUGACAACUGGGCCGACGGACACCCCAUCAUCAUCGGAGAGUAUGCGACCAUCCAGAACAACACGGACAAGCUCGAGGACGCAGACUGGGAUGCCCCCAAGAACAAGUGGUCCAACUGGAUCGGCUCCGUCGCCGAGGCGGUCUUCAUCCUCGGUGCGGAGCGCAACGGCGACCGGGUCUGGGGCACCACCUUUGCGCCGCUCUUCCAAAACCUCAACAGCUACCAAUGGGCCCCCGACCUGAUCUCCUUCACCGCCGACCCCGCCGACACCACCCCGAGCGCGUCCUACCCGAUCAUCCAGCUCCUCGCCGCGCACCGCAUCACCCACACCCUCCCGGUCACCGCCACCACCACCUCCAACAGCACCGCCUCCUUCGGCCCCGCCUACUGGGUAGCCGGCCGCGGCGCCGCCGAGGGGUCGCACAUCUUCAAGGCGGCCGUGUACAACAGCACGGGCGGCGCCGACGUGCCCGUGAGCGUGAAAUUUGAGGGCGGCAGCGACAAGAAGGGGGCGCGCGCGCAGCUGACGGUGCUGACGGCGCCUGGGGGGCCGUGGGCGCAUAAUACGCCGGAGAAUAAGGAGGCGGUCAAGACGACGGUGACGACGGUGAAGGCGGGGAGGGGCGGUGUGUUUGAGUUUAGUUUGCCGGAUUUGUCGGUCGCGGUGUUGGUGACGGAGGGGGCGUUGUGA
Molecule: messenger RNA, 1944 nt
Organism: Chaetomium fimeti
Lineage: Eukaryota; Fungi; Ascomycota; Sordariomycetes; Sordariales; Chaetomiaceae
Product: glycoside hydrolase superfamily
Exons: 5
Coding region: 1-1944 (647 amino acids)
Biological process (GO): L-arabinose metabolic process
Molecular function (GO): alpha-L-arabinofuranosidase activity
Source: RefSeq, a predicted model, not a curated record